GGAGGCUGUUACAGUGAAAGAAGAGGAGGCUGUUAUAGUGAAAGAAGAGGAGGCUGUUACAGUGAAAGAAGAGAAAGAACCGUUUAGAGAGGAAGAGGAUGCUAUCUCAAUAAAGGUGAAGGAGGAAGACGUUUUGAGAGUGAAAGAGGAGACAGAAUAUCAGAUUAACACCAGAGAGAGACAUGACUAUCGUGGAUCCUCUGGGGAGCCUCAACAACAUCCUGAUGCUGACGAGGCUGAGAAGAGUCUCUCCAGAUCAGAACACCAGAUGGACAAUGCUAGCCCUUCCACCCUCCCGGAGUCCAUGUGUCGUGCCUCUCCUGGUAGCACCUUACUGCUGGGUAUGAAGAGAUUGUCUGUGCUGCUGGUGGACUGCAGGAAAACAACGGGGCUGAGUGGAACUGUGAGAGGAGGAGAAGAGAUGAAAGGAUCAGAUUUGACACAUCAAAGAGAAAGACCAGACUCAGAGGAACCAGAGCCAGGGAUGUCCAAACCAGCAAGAAGACACCAGUGCUCUUACUGUGGAAAGGGUUGUAACAGGUUAGGGGCCCUGAAACAACAUGAGAGAAUACACACAGGGGAGACGCCUUACCACUGCUCCCACUGUGGCAAGUGUUUUAAGAGGUUAGGGAAUCUGAGAGUCCACGAAAGAAUACACACAGGGGAGAAGCCUUACCACUGCUCCCAGUGUGGAAAGUGUUUCAGCCGGUCACAAAUCCUGAAAGCCCAUGAGCUAGUACAUACAGGGGAGAAGCCUUACCACUGCUCCCGCUGUGGCAAGUGUUUUAAGCAGUUAGGGAAUCUGAAAGGCCACGAAAGAAUACACACGGGGGAGAAGCCUUACCACUGCUCCCAGUGUGGCAAGUGUUUCAACCAUUCAGGGAAUCUGAAAGACCACGAAAGAAUACACACAGGGGAGAAGCCUUACCACUGCUCCCAGUGUGGAAAGUGUUUUAAGUGGUUAGGGAGCCUGCAACGACACGGGCUAGUACACACAGGGGAGAAGCCUUACCACUGCUCCCAGUGUGGAACGUGUUUUAAACGGUUAGGGAGCCUGAAACGACAUGGGCUAGUACACACAGGGGAGAAGCCAUACCACUGCUCCCAGUGUGGGAAGUGUUUCAGCCGGUCAGGAAUCCUGAAAGCCCAUGAGCUAGUACAUACAGGGGAGAAGCCUUACCACUGCUCCCAGUGUGGAAGGAGUUUUUACCAUAAAAACAGCCUGAACCAACAUCAGAAAAUACACAGAUGCAUUAGCACUCCUCCCGGAGUGCAAAGCUUUGCCCAUUUAGGAAGCCUGAAAGAACAUAACACAGAGGAGAAGGCUUACAAAAGCUUAGACUUUGGGAAAACAUAUUACUCAUAAUCACUUAAACGUCAUUAGAGAAUCCACACAGGAGAGAUAAAUUACUUCUCUUAGCGUGUAUAUUGAUAUUUCACAUCUCAUUUUUCUUACAAUUCAUCAGAGAACAUACACAGUGCUCCCGUUGUCUUAUAUUGUUGCCUUAUAAUGUGUUGACCUGUUUUUACCAGAUGAAAUUGCUUCUUCCAAUUAUUGAUAAACAUGUACCUGUUAAGAAACUGACUGUUAGAUAUGUUAAGGCUCCAUGGAUUGAUGAGGAAUUUAAAAACUGUAUGUUUGAAAGAGUUGGGGCAAAAGGAGUGGCUAAUAAGUCUGGCUGGCUUACAUACUGCAAAUUGAGAAAUUAUGUGACCAAACUCAACAAACAUAAUCAACUUUAUUAUGGAGCCAAGAUCAAUGAUAUAAAGAAUGAUGGAAAAAAAAACUUGUAAAAAAACAUCAUGAAAGAAAAGCAGUGCAAGUAUCAUAUUUUGUAAAGUUGAUGUGGGAGAGGUGGAAAAAUUGUUAUCGAUCAAUAAUGACAAACCUCCUGGCAUUGACAACUUAGAUGGAAAGCUACUGAGGACAGUAGCUGACUCUAUAGCCACUCCUAUCUGACAUAUUUUUAAUAUGAGCCUAGAGGAAGGUCUUUGUUCUCUUGCCUGGAGGGAAGCCAAAUUAAUCCACUACCCAAGAUUGGUAAAGCGGCCUUUACUGGUUCUAACAGCAGACCUAUAAGCUUGCUGCCAGCUCUUAGAAAACUGUUGGAAAAAAAAUUGUUUUACCAAAUACAAUGCUAUAUUUCUGUAAACAAAUGAACAA
This is a messenger RNA of Oncorhynchus tshawytscha (Chinook salmon), 2164 nucleotides long. Its product is annotated as gastrula zinc finger protein XlCGF17.1-like. Gene Ontology annotation, biological process: regulation of transcription by RNA polymerase II. Gene Ontology annotation, cellular component: nucleus. Lineage: Eukaryota; Metazoa; Chordata; Actinopteri; Salmoniformes; Salmonidae. The record is from RefSeq and is a predicted model, not a curated record. The coding region runs from base 269 to 1366 and encodes 365 amino acids. The transcript is spliced from 4 exons. Gene Ontology annotation, molecular function: RNA polymerase II cis-regulatory region sequence-specific DNA binding; DNA-binding transcription activator activity, RNA polymerase II-specific.